CAGCUUGGUGGCUUCGCCCAGGAGAGGGCGGGGAGGCGGGGCGGCGCCCCCACCGCGGGCCUGCGGCGCCCUCUGCAGGCCACAGGCAGCGACUCACCAGUAGCGUCAUCUUUCCUCUUCUCUCUCUUGGUGCUUUCCUCAGGCCACAUUUUUUCUGUGUGGGGUAGUGUUCCCUAGUCUCUCAGCCUCCGACUUCCGUCCCUUCCCUCCGUUUUCAGGCCAGGCGUGUUAGUGUCAUCGCGGGAAAACUGCCAAUAAAGUUUUAACUCCUUUCGCGUCCAGGAUCCCCGCCUCCCUUCAAGUACCGCGAGAUCUGAUCUGACGGCGCGGCUACCAUGGCGGCGGCGUUUGAAGGCCCGGCGGCCUUAGCGACAGUGGAUACCACUAUGCCGGCCGAACAUGUGGCCUCGCAGGUCUCGGCACCGCAGCCAACACCCGAGCCUGUGAGGAGCCUGCGGACGGCUCAGGAUAUCCGCAGCCCACGGACCCGCACGGGGGACGUGCUGUUGGCGGAGCCGGCCGACUUCGAGUCACUGCUGCUUUCGCGGCCGGUGCUGGAGGGGCUGCGGGCGGCCGGCUUCGAGAGGCCCUCGCCCGUGCAGCUCAAGGCCAUCCCGCUGGGGCGCUGCGGGCUCGAUUUAAUUGUUCAAGCUAAAUCUGGCACUGGGAAAACCUGUGUGUUCUCCACCAUUGCUUUGGAUUCUCUUGUUCUUGAAAACUUAAGUACCCAGAUUUUGAUCUUGGCCCCUACAAGAGAAAUUGCUGUACAGAUACAUUCUGUUAUUACAGCCAUUGGAAUAAAAAUGGAAGGCUUGGAGUGUCAUGUCUUUAUUGGAGGGACCCCAUUAUCACAAGACAAAACCAGACUUAAAAAGUGUCAUAUUGCUGUUGGAUCUCCUGGCAGAAUUAAGCAACUCAUAGAACUUGACUACUUGAACCCAGGCAGUAUACGCCUCUUUAUUCUUGAUGAAGCAGAUAAGCUUUUAGAAGAAGGAAGCUUCCAGGAGCAAAUAAAUUGGAUUUAUUCUUCCUUGCCUGCCAGUAAACAGAUGCUGGCAGUAUCAGCUACUUACCCUGAAUUUUUAGCUAAUGCUUUGACAAAGUACAUGAGAGAUCCCACUUUUGUAAGACUGAAUGCCAGUGAUCCAAGUCUCAUAGGUUUGAAGCAGUAUUACAAAGUUGUCAAUUCUUACCCUUUGGCACAUAAGGUUUUUGAGGAAAAGACUCAGCAUUUACAGGAACUAUUCAGCAGAAUUCCAUUUAAUCAAGCUUUAGUCUUCUCUAAUUUGCACAGCAGAGCACAACAUUUGGCUGAUAUCCUUUGUUCUAAAGGCUUUCCUGCUGAGUGCAUUUCAGGCAAUAUGAAUCAGAAUCAGCGUCUUGAUGCUAUGGCUAAACUGAAGCAGUUUCAUUGCAGAGUCCUCAUUUCCACAGAUUUGACUUCCCGUGGGAUUGAUGCUGAGAAGGUGAAUCUGGUUGUAAAUCUGGACGUACCAUUGGAUUGGGAGACAUAUAUGCAUCGGAUUGGCAGAGCUGGCCGUUUUGGUACCUUGGGACUGACAGUGACCUAUUGUUGCCGGGGAGAGGAAGAAAAUAUGAUGAUGAGAAUUGCCCAGAAAUGUAAUAUCAACCUUCUCUCUUUACCAGAUCCCAUUCCUUCUGGUCUGAUGGAAGAAUGUUUGGAUUGGGAUGUGGAGGUUAAAGCUGCUGUGCAUACAUAUGGCAUAGCAAGUGUACCUAACCAACCCCUAAAAAAGCAAAUUCAAAAAAUAGAGAGACCCCUUCAAACUCAGAAAUCUCAUGGUAACCACAUGGCUUCCUCUAGAAAUACUUCUGUGUCUGCACUAUCAGUCAAAUCAAAAAAUAAUACCAAACAAAAGCUUCCUGUGAAAAGCCACUCAGAGUGUGGAAUCAUAGAAAAAGCAAUGUUACCAAAAGAACUGGGCUGUGCCAUACAAUCUGAAGAGCAAAUGAAGAAUUCGGUUCAGACCCCCAUUGAAAGCUCCACCAACAGUCAGCACCAGGUCAAAGAAGCUUUACCUGUGUCACUCCCCCAAAUUCCUUGUCUGUCUUCCUUUAAAAUCCAUCAGCCAUACACUUUGACUUUUGGUGAAUUGGUAGAGGAUUAUGAACACUACAUUAAAGAGGGAUUAGAGAAACCUGUGGAAAUCAUCAGGCACUACACAGGUCCUGGGGAUCAGACUGUGAAUCCUCAAAAUGGUUUUGUCAGAAAUAAAGUUACUCAACAGAGAGUCCCCGUAUUGGCAAGUAGUAGCCAAUCUGGAGACUCUGAGAGUGACAGUGAUUCUUACAGUUCAAGAACUUCUUCUCAGAGCAAAGGAAAUAAGUCAUACUUGGAGGGCUCUUCUGAUAAUCAGCUGAAAGACUCUGAAUCUACUCCUGUGGAUGAUCAUAUUUCUUUGGACCAACCUUCAAAUGGAAGUGACACCCCCAAUCCAGAGGAAUAUCAAGAAUCACCUGAAAUCCAGAUCAAAUCAAGACAGAAAGAGGGGGCUAGCCAGAGAGCUAAGCAGAGCCGGAGAAACCUACCCAGGCGGGCUUCUUAUAGAUUGCAGACUGAAGCCCAGGAAGAUGGUUGGUAUGACUGUCAUAGGGAAACACAUCCGAGUUUUUCUGAUAGCUAUCAGGAUUAUGAGGAUUACUGGAAAGCUUACUAUAGGGCAUGGCAAGAAUAUUAUGCUGCCGCUUCUCAGUCAUAUUACUGGAAUGCUCAGAGACAUCCAAGUUGGAUAGCAGCCUAUCAUAUGAAUACCAUUUAUCUACAAGAAAUGAUGCAUAGUAACCAGUGAUUAUAGGAUAUACCUGAGACCAUCAGGAACUGUCAACAAGUGAUACCUUUGGAUAUCCAUCCUCCUCGAUCUCUAGUACAGUGGUAUAUAGUGGCAUUUCUGAUAAACUUGAAGAGAUGUGAGGCUUUCUACUGGGACACAUCUAUUUUUCAAAUUGUUUUGAUUUAGGACAGGUAUAUUAAUUUUAAUUUAAGAGUUUUUUUUUUUUUUUAAACUUCAUCAGAUUCUUGAAAGUUAAAUUUUGGGACAUAGAGCUGAACGUUUCAGGGUGCCAUUUUCUAUAAGAUCUUCCCAAAAGAAACAUUUAAAAACAUGACAUAUAUACCACUGGUUACUUAAAAACAAUAAAAACAAUAGAUUUGAGAAGUAAUGGUAGUUCGCUGUGGAGUUCUUUACAAAGGGCUUGGGCUGCAUUUCCUUCUAUAGAGGUGCCUUGUAGAAAUUUGUAGCAUGGUAGAUCAGAAAAUCCUCUUGUUUUAGGUUUAGGCAGGAGGGAAUAAACAUUGCUUUACAUUUUCCUAAAGGUAUUUGAUUUGAUCUGUUUGCUUCCAGUAAAAAUAAUUGUUUUUAGUAAAAACAAAUUCAGUUAAACAUGUUUACAUGUUUAUUGUUUAUCUUUUGAAUGUCUUUUCUUGUGAAAGCUGUCCACAUUUUUACUGUGAAUGUAAAUAGCUGAGGGUCAUCAGUGGCUGUCUUAUUUAUGUUGCUCAGAUAGAGGGGCAGCUCUUAAUCUUUUGGUUCUUAGAUCCUUUUAUCAAUUAGCUGAAAGCAAUAGAUUGACCCCAGGUUAUUUCUCAUUCCAUAAAUACAGAAUUGUGAAUGUAAUUUCAAGGGGUUCCUAGACCCUCUGAAGUUCAUCUGUACAGUCCAGGUUAACAAGUGACCUGCUCUGCUGGUAGGCUCUGAGUUUUAAGUAUUUAUUGGAAGCUGGAAUUGAUUGUCUUCAGAUAGUUCUCAGUGCAUCCUAAUCUUGUGUCUUCUAGAAAAUUCUCCCCAGUUUUUACUGCUAGAAUCCAAGAGGAGCUAUUGUUUUUCUCAGCUGAUGUGUCUGUAAAUUAUGAUUUAGAAAAAUAUAAUUGGAAAUUACAUAUUCUUUCCUUUUUUUCCUUUGGAAGUCCUUUCAUGAUUAAGCUUUUGGUUCCCAAACCUUUUUGUGAACUGGAUUUUUGGUGAGAGAACUGCUUAUGUAUAGAGAUGUGUAUUCACUUUUUAAAAGGAAAGCUCUUCUUUCUUGUGUACGUACUUGUCUAAGUAGUAUAAAACACUUUCCCCAGGGCUGUUGGCAAACACCCACAGCAAUUGUCAUUUAUUGUCCAGCACUUAGAUAACACAAUUCUAAAUUCCUAUUUAACUUGGAUUCCUGUCAUUUGGAUUGGGCAGUGUUAGGCUUUUCUUACAUCUGUCAGUAUUUUACAUUAAUUAAUAAUGUAGAUAGCAAAUCCAUAAUUAGGUCCAGUAUGUCAUUAAGUAGAGAUUUUAAUUACACAUUUAAAUAAGACCCUGUCAUUGAUACAUAAUUGAAUUUACUUUUUCUAUCCUUUCCCCUACAAUAUAGCCAAUUUCAGUUUGUCAUUGCUAGGGGAUUUUAAUUAGGGUACUACUGCAUCUUAAUUAGAGAUGAGGUUACCUACCCAUUAGUCUUCAAAUUAAUUGGAUUCUCUCUUUUGUGUUUGCGUUUUUUUUUCCCCCACUGAAAAAUAAGCUGGAGGUGAGCAUAUGUAUAACAUACAAAAAUACUAAUUGUUUCAAUUUCCACAAGCAUUUACCAGGAAUAUGGCAGCUGCCAAAUUCUUAAAUAACAGAGGUAGCUAUAGUGGUGGAUGUGAAAGAAUCUUCCCCAGGCUACUAUUUGUUUGUGACUUAUCUUAGUGUGGGAAAGAUUAUUUUUUUUUAAUUGUCAAUCUAGGUGCACCUUUCCAUAAUCUGUCAGGAACCAUUGAAAAGGGUACUUGUCCUGGUUGAGACUGCUACUACCUACUUUUUAACCUUGUACCAGUCACUUAACCUCUCAUGGUCCAGUUUUCUCAUCAAUAAAAUGAAAGUUGGACUAGGAGAUUUUUAGGAUCCCUUCUAGUUCUAAGAUUUAAUCAUUUUAUGACUUAUGCCGAAGAAAAGAUAGUUUCUAGUUAAGGAAAAGGAUAAUCAAAUUUAUAAAUACAGAAAGCCUUUAUAAAUUCAAGUAAUGUGGAUGAAGGCUACUGUGAAUUGGUUAAAUGUCUGAAUUUGUGAAUACUUUUAAAUCAAUACACUUACUGCAACUAUUCAUGUUAAGUUGUAACUUGAAUUAGGCUGGUAAUAUUAACAUGUAGAGAGAUCUUAGAAACCUGCUACUUUGAAUAAUUCUGACUUAGAAUAUCAAUUAUUUUGGGUGAUUAAAAGUAAUAUUUUCUCAAGUAGCUUAGGUAUUACAGUAAUAUUUGUUAACCUUUUUAAAAUGUGGUUUAAAGGCAAACUUCGGCCCCAGAAUACUAAAAAUAAUUGAACAUAAAUUAUAGUACUUGUGGAUCACUCUGAGACAAGGGAGUACUUUGAAGUUUUAGGUUCUCUUUUCCCUAUUCCCUUAAAAUCUAUGUUAGACUUUUAAAAGUAUGUAUUUUUGAUAACCAUUGCUGACAGUAGAACUCCAUCACAAGGUUAUUCACUUGUUUUGGCAGAAUAUGUUUAUUUUUUUGUACCCCUGUGCACAAGCACAUUCACUUGACAUUUAGUGUGUGUUAAUGAAAAAGAACUCGAACUGCUCAAUGCCCAUCUGGUUUCCAGUUACAGCAUUUUCUACCCAACAAUUAUUUGGGCUGUGGGUCUGCAGUGACACCUAGUGGGGGAUAAGGAUGUGAGCAUCAAUAAUUAAAAUGAAUUUCACAGCUAACUCCUGGGGCCUUUGGGCAUCAUGUAUUUGUUUUAAUGCUCUAUUUCUAUUACUGUUUUCAUCAGGAUCUGGUUGUUGUGGGGAAAUUAAAAGGAUUCUCCUCAUUGCCACAUGGUGGAACAGACUACCGGUUGGUCUCAUCACCUAAGUCAGAAUUGUCAAGGUUGGAACAGAUUUUCAAGAUAACUAAUCCAAUCCCCAUUUUUUAUUUUUUGGUUUUUUGGAGAUGAGAGUCUUACUGUGUUCUUCAGGCUGGACUAGAACUCUUGGGCUCAAGGGAUCCUCCUGCGUUAGCCUGCCAAGUAACUGGAACCACAAUUACAUGCCAUUACAAUUCUCCAUUUUUAAAAAGAGGAAACUAAUGAAGCCAGGAGGGAGUUACUGAUGUGAAGUCACAAUUAAGUGCUAAAACCUAAACUUGAAUUCUGCCAUCUCAUUGCCAAGCUUUCUAUAAUAUCCCAUACAGCAUUUAAUUUUGAGUUUUCUUUUUAGUUUGAGAACUUGGUACUCAGUAGAACCAGUAUUGAUACAGAGUCAGAUUUUCUUUCAGUAAUAUGGGAUCAGUCUUCAAAAUAGAGCAGUUGAUAAAUAAAACCAAAUGCUUUACCUGUUAGACAGUGAACAUCCAUAAACAGCAUACAAGCAGGCAGGAACCAUCAGGGAUAUCAUAGAGGAAUUGUUUACGUUUACAUUGAGGGAUGGGAUGGGAAGAUUACAAUAGGCCUUUAAUAACCCUUCUAAGAGUCUAAAUUUUCUUUAGCAAGGUAGAAAGCCAAUCUUUGUUCAAAUUAUUUUCUAGUAUAUACCAGCACCUUUGGGAGGAAAGGAGAUUCAGUAUUCAAAGAAACAGUCAUUUUAGGGUUUGUGGCACAUAGUUUGUUUAAUCCAUAUUGGAUACAUCAGGUACAGCAGUACUGACUCAAUACUGUAAAUGAUAUACAUGUUUUAACAUAUGCACUACAGUUUCAAAAGAAGACAACAGGAAACUCAAGAGUUUUUUUUUUUUUUCAUAGAAAGUUUUCAUGUUUUAUCUUCCUGCAGUUUUGUACAGUAUAUUUCUUCUUUGCCAUUGUGAUGUUGAUAAGCAAAGCCCAUUUAUUAUAUGAAAAUAGAAAAGAACACACUUGAUGUGUCUCACGAUGACAUUAAUGGGGGGAGGGUGUGACCUCUAAGGAAAACAUUACACUGGAAUGUCUGAUUAUCAAAAAUAUACCAUCCCUCCCACCUCCCAGGUUUGUAAAAUAGUCCAUUGGUCCAAGGAGCCCCCCAGGACUUGGGUCAGUGCCCUACACUGGUUAGAGUGACAUCAUCCAGUGUAGUUGUGUAACCUGCUAAGAUAAAUGUCAUUCCCACACU
Messenger RNA from Sapajus apella (tufted capuchin), 7032 nucleotides. It is a transcript of the gene DDX20, whose product is annotated as DEAD-box helicase 20. The transcript has 11 exons. Gene Ontology annotation, cellular component: SMN complex. The record is from RefSeq and is a predicted model, not a curated record. Gene Ontology annotation, biological process: spliceosomal snRNP assembly. The coding region runs from base 336 to 2810 and encodes 824 amino acids. Gene Ontology annotation, molecular function: RNA binding; RNA helicase activity; ATP binding. Lineage: Eukaryota; Metazoa; Chordata; Mammalia; Primates; Cebidae.